AUGAAGAUGAACUGGAAGCUUAUUUUUUGCCCUGGAUUCCUUCUGCUGCUUACUGUCAGUCAGAACCAAGGAUGGGCCAGGCCCAUUUCCAGCUUACAGAGUUUGUCCAAACUGCUAGAGGAGGAUCUGGAACAUCCCUUGGUCUCAGAAGAGAGGGACCAACAGCAAGAAGACAUGAUCCCAAUGGAUGCUUUUGGUCAGCAAGAUUCUGAAUUCCAGUGGAUCCAGAAGACCAGAGAGCAGCCUGAGAGCCUGUCCACAAGUGACAGCGCUGUCCAGAAGUUCCUCAGCAACCUCCUGAGUUUGCCCCGUAGAUACCGGGGCAGAAGCAAAAAGGGCCUUUCCAGGGGCUGUUUUGGUGUCAAGCUGGACAGAAUUGGGUCACUGAGUGGACUGGGAUGCUGA
Messenger RNA from Indicator indicator, 405 nucleotides. RefSeq names its product C-type natriuretic peptide 1-like. Gene Ontology annotation, molecular function: hormone activity; hormone receptor binding. Gene Ontology annotation, cellular component: extracellular region. The record is from RefSeq and is a predicted model, not a curated record. Bases 1 to 405 code for a protein of 134 amino acids. The transcript is spliced from 2 exons. Lineage: Eukaryota; Metazoa; Chordata; Aves; Piciformes; Indicatoridae.